AGUAAGAACGCCCAGCGUCAGAAUACCCGCCCAAACGCCUAUCCGAACGCCAGUCCGAACCCGAGUCCGAACGCCUGUCCGAACCCGAGUCCGAACGCCUGUCCGAACCCGAGUCCGAACGCCUGUCCGACCCCGAGUCCGAACGCCUGUCCGAACCCAAGUCCGAACGCUUGUCCAAACCCCAGUCCGAACGUCUGUCCAAACCCGAGUCCGAACGCCUGUCCGAACCCGAGUCCGAACGCCAGUCCGAACUCCAGUCCGAACCCGAGUCAGAACGCCAGUACGAACCCCUGUCCGAACUCCAGUCCGACCCCGAGUCCGAACGCCUGUCCGAACCCAAAUCCGAACGCCUGUCCGAACCCAAGUCCGAACGCUUGUCCAAACCCCAGUCCGAACGCCUGUCCGAACCCGAGUCCGAACGCCAGUCCGAACUCCAGUCCGAACCCGAGUUCGAACGCCAGUACGAACCCCUGUCCGAACUCCAGUCCGAACCCGAGUCCGAACGCCAAGUGUAAGGAGAGAACCAGGAGCGGAAACAUCAGUUGUGGACAAAAAAAAGAAUCAGACAACACCAAGUACAGAAGGUGUGAAAAUUAUCAUAUAAACAUAUCUUAAUCACUUAGCAAUGACAUAAUAUCAUAUAUACACCUUGUAAACUGUUUGGUAUUCAUGUAGUAGGCUACUACUACACUCGAUAUAUAUCAUUAUGUGUAAUUUAGGUUUUCUAAUUAAAAUUAAAUACUUACUGCA
Messenger RNA from Dendronephthya gigantea, 750 nucleotides. RefSeq names its product circumsporozoite protein-like. NCBI's taxonomy places the organism in Eukaryota, Metazoa, Cnidaria, Anthozoa, Malacalcyonacea, Nephtheidae. The annotation marks the transcript as partial. The record is from RefSeq and is a predicted model, not a curated record. The transcript is spliced from 2 exons.